AUGAAGGGUUUGGAGUGCCAGGCAUUGCAUCAUCACCCACACCAUUCUGUCUCGAUAACGGUACAACUGGGUGUCGGUAACGUACCUUCCCUAUUGGAAGCCCCGGUCUCACAAUGUUUAUUAUACCAAGGACGGUGCAGAGCAGACCUCAAGGACCCGCCGAGCUAUCCCAAGCACUAG
Colletotrichum tamarilloi is the source of this 180-nucleotide messenger RNA. RefSeq lists its product as uncharacterized. Lineage: Eukaryota; Fungi; Ascomycota; Sordariomycetes; Glomerellales; Glomerellaceae. The transcript has a single exon. The record is from RefSeq and is a predicted model, not a curated record. The coding region runs from base 1 to 180 and encodes 59 amino acids.